Molecule: messenger RNA, 1066 nt
Organism: Drosophila grimshawi
Lineage: Eukaryota; Metazoa; Arthropoda; Insecta; Diptera; Drosophilidae
Product: fas apoptotic inhibitory molecule 1
Exons: 5
Coding region: 156-854 (232 amino acids)
Biological process (GO): canonical NF-kappaB signal transduction; positive regulation of neurogenesis; negative regulation of extrinsic apoptotic signaling pathway via death domain receptors
Source: RefSeq, a predicted model, not a curated record
GCCAUUGACGCUGAAUGUUAACGGGUCGCGUUUUCCGUCGCAUUUCCGCUUUAAGCGCUGGCAACACACAUCCAGCUAGCUAGCUAGCUGGCAAGCUAGAAAACACAGACCAGCUAAUUGGGCAGCGAACCUAAAGUGUGUGUCCAACGUGGACUAUGUCGUUUCUGUCGCCAUCGUUGCGCAUGGAGAACCUGUCGACGGUGCCCAUCAUGAGUCAGGAUCAUGUGCCCGAGGCUCAGCGCUACAACAAAGACAACAUCGUUGCUCAAUGGUGUGCCCCCAUCAACGGCAAGAUGUACCGCAUCGAACUGGAGCACGGCACCACAAGUGGACGCCGCAUGAUUUGGGUCAAUGGUCGGGAGGUGCUGCGACGUGACUGGAUGUUCAAGUUAGUCGGCGAGGAUACCUUUGAGAUCGAUCAGUCUCGCUGCAUUAUACGCGUUGAUCCCGCACCCGGUUUCAAGUACGAGUAUUCGCUGUAUAUUGAUGGCAAGCCGCAUGCUCAGUACACGGAGGAAUUGACGCGUCAAUAUAGGCUUUGGCUGUGCACCAGUGGCACGGGGCAGGCGGGGGCAGCGAUGGAUGCCUCACAGGAAUAUCGCAUUAUGCUCAAGCUGGACACGCUCAGCUUGUUCGUGAACGAUGAACUGCGCGAGGAGACGGCAGUUUUCGUGAACGGCGGCACGGAUACUAGUUUUGUCCUGCAGGACACUCAAUUUGUAUUACAGGCACGCUCCAGCGGCAACAAGCACGAUGGCAUUGUUCACACCCUGCUCGUUAAUGGAACGCCGGUGCCGGAAGCAAAGAUACAGCAAAUCAUGCAGGAACCCGUCUCCAUACUGCAAACUAACUGAAAAGGGGAUCAUCACAAACACACCUUGUAUUUGUUACAUUUUCGUUAGUUUUAGAUUCUUAAUAAAACGGAUUACAAUCCAAAAAAUUUAGUAUAUACCCGAGACACAAAUCCCGAUUCAAUCAAGUAAUACAACCACGUACAGGGUAUUAUCGAUGAGAAGUGGAGUUUCCCAAUUCCCAAACACGACAAAAAUAACAAAAAUGUAUUACU